Penicilliopsis zonata CBS 506.65 is the source of this 1452-nucleotide messenger RNA. RefSeq lists its product as hypothetical. The record is from RefSeq and is a predicted model, not a curated record. Lineage: Eukaryota; Fungi; Ascomycota; Eurotiomycetes; Eurotiales; Aspergillaceae. The transcript has 2 exons. Gene Ontology annotation, molecular function: N,N-dimethylaniline monooxygenase activity; flavin adenine dinucleotide binding; NADP binding. Bases 1 to 1452 code for a protein of 483 amino acids.
AUGACAAUCUCAACGCAGGUUCGGCGGGUAGCAGUGAUUGGAGCAGGUCCAUCUGGUCUGUCUGCUGUCAAGUAUCUCCUUGCAGAGAAAUGCUUCGACACUGUCGACGUCUUGGAGCAGAGAAGCUCGGUGGGAGGGACAUGGAACUACUGCCCUGCUGCCCAUAAACAGGCCUCAUCUACCCCGGUGCCUCAACUGCGGCCCUGGGAACCCCCCGAGGAGCCCCUCUGGGUUGCUGCGGGGUCGGCGCAGAAGGAGGCCGUAUUUGUGUCUGCUUUGUACGAGAGACUCGAGACGAAUAUCCCAAAGGAGCUGAUGAAGUACUCCGACCAGUCGUGGCCUGCUGAUACUCAGUUGUUCCCCAGUCAUGCAACCGUGCUGAGGUAUCUAGAGGAAUACGCGGAGGAUGUACGGGACCACAUCCGGUUCGAGACCCAAGUCCUCGACGUUCGAGUAGAUAACCCUCAAACGAGUACAUGGGCCGUGACAACGAGGAACCUGCGUUCUGGCUGCAACAGCACCGAGCUGUACGACGCAGUGGUGGUUGCCAGUGGCCACUACAACGUGCCGUAUCUGCCGGCGAUUGAGGGUAUAGAAACCUGGAACAAAACCUAUCCUGGAAUUAUAUCACAUUCCAAGUCCUUCGACUCGCCGGAGCAGUUCCGUGACCGAAAAGUGGUGGUGGUAGGCAAUUCGGCCUCUGGAGUCGAUAUCGCUGCUCAGAUCAGGGGCGUCUGUAAGGGGAAGCUGCUCUCUUCUACACGGUCUGAAUCGUCAUUUCCACUGUCUACCCCGUCCAAUAUACUGCAAGUCCCCGAGAUCAUCGAGUUUUUGCCUCCUAGCAAACACUGCCGCGGUCUCCGAUUCAAAGACGGUCGGAUCGAGGAAGACAUCGACGCCAUCGUUUUUUGCACGGGCUACCUAUACGCAUAUCCAUUUCUGUCAUCCCUGGAACCUCCAGUUAUCACAGACGGUCGUCGGACACUGAACGUGUACCGGCAAAUCUUCUAUAUCGAGCACCCGACGCUAGUAUUUCCCGUUCUGCCGCAGAGAGUCAUUCCGUUCCCUCUGUCUGAGAACCAGGCUGCGGUGUUUGCCCGUGUAUGGUCUAGUCGCCUCACACUGCCCUCCAAAGCCGACAUGCAUGAGUGGGAGAAUGCUCGUGCCGCUGAACGGGGCGAUGGCAAGACAUUCCACCUACUGCCCUUCCCGCUUGACGCAGACUAUCUUAACUCUCUUUACGACUGGGCCGCCCAGGCUGCGACACGCCCCGAACUCGACAACGGGGGACACGGAAAGCAAGGCAUCCGAUGGGAGAAGGGGGAACGCUGGAUUCGGGGUCAAUUACCAGAGAUCAAGAAAGCCUUUCUGGCCCAGGGAGAGCAACGACACCAUAUCCGGAGUCUGAAGGAACUGGGGUUCGACUUGGAGACAAUGGGAGGAAAGGACUAG